Molecule: messenger RNA, 2923 nt
Organism: Miniopterus natalensis
Lineage: Eukaryota; Metazoa; Chordata; Mammalia; Chiroptera; Miniopteridae
Gene: DUS2
Product: dihydrouridine synthase 2
Biological process (GO): tRNA dihydrouridine synthesis
Cellular component (GO): cytoplasm
Molecular function (GO): tRNA binding; flavin adenine dinucleotide binding; tRNA dihydrouridine synthase activity
Source: RefSeq, a predicted model, not a curated record
AUCGAACCCUCAACCCUUUUGCUGUACAGGACAACGCUGCAACCAACUGAGCCACCUGGCCAGGGCCCACACUAAGUUUUUGUGGUUCUUCUCUCAGACUUCUUACUUGGCCAGUCACGAGCUGUGUCUGCUGCUGGAGAUUGUAUUGAUUACCUUGCCCAACACAUCACUGCCUUUACUCCAUCUUUUUAAUCUUCUAAUCUGUUCAGUGCUGCCAUGAUAAUAAUAGCUUCUGUUUAUGGAAGUGCUUUACUUGCAUUAAAGAUCUCAUUUAUUUCUCAAAAUAAAUGCUUGAGGUAGACAUAUUCUCCCAUCUGCCACUUGGACCUCUUUCAUGUGCUGUUAGUCAUCUUUGAAAGCUAAUUAUGGGGAGGGGGAGAGAAAAGAAAGCUAAUUAUGGUAAUACCUGUUGUAGAGCUUUGCUCUGAAGGUCAUAUGAGAGUAUUAUUUGCAGUUGUUAUGUUCUAUAAAGUUGCUGCAAACAUCAAGUUUGUGAAUACUGAACCAUUGCUCCUAGAGGAAAUAAAGGUAUACCUCAUUUUAUUGCACUUUGCAGAUACUGUGUUUUUUACAAAUGAAGGUUUAUGGCAACCCUGUGUCAAGUAAAUCUAUUGGCUCCAUUUUUCUACCAGUUCAGAUUAUGGUUAGCAAUUUUUUGAGCAACAAAAUGUUUUUUAAUUAAGAUAUCUACAUUUUUUUAGACAUAAUGCCAUUCUAUACUAAACAGACUAUAGUGUAAACAUAACUUUCUUAUGCACUGGGAAACCAAAAAAUUUGUGUGACUUGCCUUAUUGCGAUGUUUACUUUUUGUGGUCUGGAACUGAACCUGCAAUAUCUCCGAGGUAUGUCUGUGUAGGUUUAGGUUCUUGCACAUCUCUGGGCACACAUUUUCAUUAACAGAUCAAUACAUGAUCUUGUUUUAUGUGUGCUUCUGUUUAAAAACAUAUAAUUUAAUAUAUUCUGUUGAUUUAUUAACAUUGAACUCACAGCCAACAGGACUAUAAUUUCAUGUCUGAACAUAACUUGUCUGUCACAUGUAUUUUCUCCAUAAGGCACAUCACAGCCUUCUUGUGUGUAGGACACUAGACAGCACUUCUCUCUGCUUGGGGCCAUUUAAAACAGUGAGAUUACCAACAAAAAUUCAAAAAUGUGGCAUUAAAUAUACCACCAUAUAUACACUUGUUUACAGUAAUAGAGCUGAAACAAGAAGAGUGUUGCCUCGUUUGACCUCAGCCGGGAACGUGUGUACAUCGGAAGUGCUCAGUACGGUGGACUUUGUCGCCCCCGAUGACCGAGUAGUCUUCCGCACCUGCAAAAGAGAACAGAACAGGGUCGUCUUCCAGAUGGGGACUUCAGAUGCAGAGCGAGCCCUUGCUGUGGCCAGACUUGUAGAAAACGAUGUGGCUGGUAUUGACGUCAACAUGGGCUGUCCAAAAGAGUAUUCCACCAAGGGAGGAAUGGGAGCUGCUCUGCUAUCAGAUCCUGACAAGAUCGAGAAGAUCCUCAGCACUCUUGUUAAAGGGACACGCAGACCUGUGACCUGCAAGAUUCGCAUCCUACCAUCGCUGGAAGAUACCCUGAGCCUUGUGAAGCGGAUAGAGAGGACCGGCAUUGCCGCCAUUGCAGUUCAUGGGAGGAAGCGGGAGGAGCGACCUCAACACCCUGUCAGCUGUGAAACCAUCAAAGCCAUUGCUGAAACCAUCUCCAUUCCUGUCAUAGCCAAUGGAGGAUCUCACGACCACAUCCAAGAUUAUUUGGACAUCGAGGACUUUCGACAAACUACAGCAGCCUCUUCAGUGAUGGUGGCCAGGGCUGCCAUGUGGAACCCAUCCAUCUUCCUCAAGGAGGGUCUGCGGCCCCUGGAGGAGGUUAUGCAGAAGUACAUCCGAUACGCUGUGCAGUAUGACAAUCACUACACCAACACCAAGUACUGCUUGUGCCAGAUGCUACGAGAACAGCUGGAGUCGCCCCAGGGAAAGUUGCUCCAUGCCGCCCAGUCUUCCCGGGAAAUUUGUGAGGCCUUUGGCCUUGGUGCCUUCUAUGAAGAGACCACACGAGAACUGGACUCCCGGCGGGCAGAGCUCUUGGCCAGGACCCCAGAGGAGGCAGGGGAGCUGGCUGAAGACACCUCUGGUAUCAUUAAGAUGGCUGUCAAGUUUGACCGGAGAGCAUACUCACCCCAGAUCACCCCCAAGAUGUACCUGCUGGAAUGGUGCCGGAGGGAGAAGUUGGCACAACCCACAUAUGAAACGGUUCAACGCCCCCUGGAUCGCCUCUUCUGCUCUGUUGUCACUGUUGCUGAGCAGAAGUACCAGUCCACCUUGUGGGACAAGUCCAAGAAACUGGCGGAGCAGGCUGCAGCCAUCGUCUGUCUGCGGAGCCAGGGCCUCCCUGAGGGUCGGCUGGGUGAGGAGAGCCCUUCUUUGCACAAGCGUAAGAGGGAGGCACCCGACCAAGACCCUGGGGGCCCCAGAGCUCAGGAGCCAGCAAUACCUGGGGAGCUGUGCAAGAAGCCCUUUGUAACCUUGGGAGGUGGUAAAGAGAGUCCCCUGGAAGGCUGGUGACCACUGUCUCUACUCUGGUCACCCUGCCCCCAUCAUGGGCCUGGCCCCAAGAUGAUUAUGGGUACAGAGCAUGAACCAGAUGCUAUUGGACAAUUUGCUGUUCCUGCCUGACAGAUGUUAAGAGGCUCUCGUCUGGGUCAUAAGCCUGGAGCAUGGGCCAAGGGGUGCCCAGAGUUCCCAUCUCUCUUGGUAGGUCUGAAUAGCAGGACCAAGUUCCUAGUGACCUCAGUAUUUUCUUUGAAAACAGUGGCAUUUUCAGGUGGCACCUCCCUAACCUGAUAUUGGUAUAGUGCAAUAAAGAUACCCUCUACCCUUACCCACGGCUGGCUGCUUCAGCCUUGGGCAUCUUCAUACAUGGA